CACAGCCCCUGCGCUGCUGGCCCCGCUGCAGAAUCACAUCAAAGCUGUGCUGCGGAACAAGCUGUGCCUGAGAAUCUCCAACCUGGUGCAGGACUUCAAUGUCCACCUGGGCACUUUAAUUGGCCUCAGCCCUGUUGGUCCAGAGUCCCAGGUCCACUACUCCAUGAUCGACACACCCACCAUCACCAAUGACUACAUUUCCUUCAAUAUCAACGCUGUUCUCUUCCUCCUGGGCAGACCCAUCGUCCUGCCUGUGGAUACCACCCCCUUCGUGCUGCCACAGCACGUGGGCACCAGGGGUGCCAUGGCAACCGUGGGCGUCUCCCAGGACCUGUUUGAUGCCAUCCUGCUGCUGCAGAAGGCUGGUGCGCUCAACCUGGACAUCACAGGGCAACUGAAGUCAGAUUACAACCCGCUGAACACCUCCACGCUGGCCCAGCUCAUCCCUGAGGUGGGCCGUCAGUUCCCUGAGCCCAUGCCCCUGGUGCUCAAGGUGCGGCUGGGUGCCACACCCACAGUCACACUCCGUACCAACAACGCCACACUGCGGCUGCAGCCCUUCGUGGAGGUCCUGGCUCCGGCAUCCAACUCGGCUUUCCAGUCCCUCUUCUCCCUCGAUGUGGUAGUGAACCUGAGCCUUCAGCUCUCUGUGUCCAAGGUGAGGCUUCGGGGGACCACAUCUGUGCUGGGGAAUGUCCAGCUCACUGUGGCCUCCUCCAAUGUGGGCUUCAUUGACACGGACCAUGUGCAGCCACUCAUGGGCGCUGUGUUUGAGAAGCCCCUGCUGGACCACCUCAAUGCUCUCUUGGGCAUGGGGGUUGCACUGCCCCACGUGGUCAACCUCCAGUACGUCACCCCUGCGAUCUUUGUCUACGAGGGCUACAUCGUGGUGUGCAGUAGACUCUUGUACCAGAGCUGACGUGGGACCACUCGGAGAGCUGCUCUGGGGACCCUUUUGCCUCAAGCCACUUGGGAAACUGAGGCAAAGCCACACUUAGUCAUCGCCAGCAAGCUGGAUGGCCCAGUCGGGCUGCUUAAUCCCACUCCUCCCUCCUCCUUCCCCAGCCCCCUCCUUCCUUCAUCCCCUCCUUGGAAGGAGCAGAUAGCUCCUCCAGGCUGUAGAGACCUGCCUCCUCUUGCAUUAAACAUCUUCUCUUGAGCUGCAACUUCCAGCCAGGCCUGGCAAACUCUUUGCAUAUCGGAGGCCAGUUCCCUACAUGCAGGCCCUGGUCCUGUCUGUCCCUGGAGCCCGCAAAGCUGCCUGGGAGAGGAAGAGGACGUGACCACGUCUCUGCUCACCGUAUCUGUUGACAGCAUCACCUCCUAGCCGAGGGGAGCAAUGCAGACGAGCUGGAAGUUACGAAUGCCAUGGUGGCACUUUAGGCAUUGUGCCCUCACCUGGUGGCAUUUCCCCUCUACAGUGUCACGUCCCAACCUGUUCCUAGAACCUCAUAAUAGCCCUGGGAGUCAGGCAGGCCGAAUGUGCAGCUCCAUCUC
Messenger RNA from Physeter macrocephalus (sperm whale), 1497 nucleotides. RefSeq names its product BPI fold containing family B member 2 (gene BPIFB2). NCBI's taxonomy places the organism in Eukaryota, Metazoa, Chordata, Mammalia, Artiodactyla, Physeteridae. The record is from RefSeq and is a predicted model, not a curated record. Gene Ontology annotation, molecular function: lipid binding.